This is a messenger RNA of Prorocentrum cordatum, 2157 nucleotides long. The record is from the annotation of a GenBank genome assembly. NCBI's taxonomy places the organism in Eukaryota, Dinophyceae, Prorocentrales, Prorocentraceae.
UAUCCAGAGACCUCUUGCCGCAUGCGUUUGGGCCCGAGCUUGCUUUGGUUCAAGCAGUUUGAAACAAAGGUUCCAUUUUGACGCCGGGGAACAUCCCGGCGUCGGCCUUCAGGAGCAGCCACACGCGUCGGCACCGGCGACCUUCACCUCCUUCGCUUCUUCUCUCUCUGAUCCAUCCUCACGUCGCCUCCGAGAGCGCCUGGAAGAUGCCGCUGUACGAGGAGAAGUUCAUAUCGCCCCUGGCCAUCCGCUUCUCGCAGGAGCGCGCGCGGCCCACCUUCCAGGACGGCCGCCUCGUGAGCCAAUCGCUCGCGCAGAUCAAGGUGGUCGCGUGGCCCUGGGAUCACACAGCUACGACGUCCUGCUCGUCGCGCCGUUCCCCACUAUCGAGAUCAUCAGGUGGACGCCGAAGCUCCGGGACGAGGACGGCGAGAAGUGCCUGGACGAGGAGGGCAGGACGAUCAUGGGAGAGUCCUGCUGGUUCACGCUGGACAACCGUAGGCUCUACUGCCUACAGGCCGCCGCCGCUGGCGCCUGGCCGAAGAGGGCGGCGUGCGUGGUGGACGUCCUGCACGACCUGCCGCUGUCAAAGACGUGCCCGAAGAAGUUCGACACCAGGGACCUGGGCUUCUCGGUCCGCCUCGGGCGCCGCAACGACCAGUUCAACUCUCGCGCCAUCUGGAACUGGCAGGAGGUCACGAAGACCGACUGCGAGGACCUCGACGGGCUGGCGGAGGAGGACAGGCUGGCCCUCCAGUGCGUCCGGGAGGACGCCGCCAAGGAGGAAUGGGUGCAGCUCGUAGACGUGCCUGGCGACAUGCCAGACUGGCGCAGCGUCGAGGACCAGUUCCCCAACAGGGUGAUCGAGACGGCGGCCUCGGCAGCUGCGCUGGACGCGUGGCGCGCCUGGGCCCUCGGCCGACGGCGCGGGGGCGGCCGGCGACGGCUCCGACGAGGACGCGGCCGCGGCGCGCGCGGAGCGCAGGGAGCGCAGGCGCCACGAGCGGCACGAGCGGCAGGCGCUCAGCAGCCGGGCAGAGCGGCAGGAGCCGCCCGCGAGGGCGCCCGCGGCCGCGCGGCAGGCGCCGGCCGCGGAGCGGCAGGAGGACCACCCAGAGAUGUGCCGCUGUUUUUUCCUCGUGCUAUCCGCGCGGGCCUCCGGGCGGCGGGCUCGCUGGCGAUAGCGGCUACCCGCCGCAGUGGGGCCACGAGCAGCCCCCGUGGGACGACCCGUGGGCGUACCAGCAGAUGGGCGCCCCGGGCCCCGACGUGGCGACCUUGUGGCGGGCGCAGCAGCUGCUGCUGCAGGGCGGCAUGCCGCCUGGCCCUUUCGGCGCCGGCGGGCUCACGGGCGGCGUGCCGCCGCGGUUUCGGAUGCCAGCCGGGGGGUACCAGGACGCCCGAGGCUGGGGCCACAGCAGCACGCCAGGGGCUGGCCCAGGCCCGCUGGCGCCGGCCAGUGGAACGCCCCCCGCCAGGCGCCCGAGGCCUCGGCCCCGCAGCCUCGCCCGAGAGCCGCCGCGCAGCGGCCGGCGGCGGCGGGCCCGGGCAUGCCGCCCGCGCCGCGCCCGCGCGCCGAGCAGCAUGUGGGCGCCGUCCGCGCCGCGCCGUCGCAGCGGCUCGGCCUGACAGGCGCCGGGCACGUCGAGAGCUCCUCGGGCGCGGCCGGCGAAGGCGCGGGCGCCAGCGCCGACCUCGGCCUCGGGCUGCCUCGGGCGGCGGACGGCGACGAGGACGACGACGGGGAGGGGUGUGAGCAGCAGUGACGCCCUCGGGGGCCGAUCCCCCCCCCAUGGUUGCCGCUGACGCUCGUGCUGGCGGGCGCCUCGGCGGCGCAACUGCACCGCGCGCACGCCCUGCACCCGCACAGUAUAUCUUCUCCUCGCCAGCUCGGGCUGGCGCGAUCCGGAGCAGUUGGCCGUGAUCGCUGGAGGGAGGAGGGGUGUCAUGCCAGUCCCAAUUGAAAUGCGUAGCCACCGUCGGAUAUUCGGGUCUCCCUCCCCCUUCUCCCUCUCCCUCCCUCUGCUCCCUCUCGCCGCCUUCUCUCCCCGCUCGGGGGCGGCCACGAGGAGGGUGAUGAUUAGGGACGGGGUAGAUAUCAUGGCUGGGGCCAUGAUGUCUCCUCGGAAUUCAUGGCCCUCUUCUUCUGUCAAUGCG